Messenger RNA from Durusdinium trenchii, 1128 nucleotides. Lineage: Eukaryota; Dinophyceae; Suessiales; Symbiodiniaceae. The record is from the annotation of a GenBank genome assembly.
AUGCAGCUUUUUUCUCAGGGUAGGCGGAUCACGGUGAUAGCAAUGGAAUCGGAAAGCGUGGUGAUGAAUCUGGCACACUUGGGGGCACCUAAGAUACUCAUAGCUGUGGUGCUUGGAGUCAUGUGGUCCAAGAACUUACCUGACAUCCAUCCUCGGUUUCAUUUUUUUGAUCUUUUCUGUGGAGAAGCCCAAGCAUCUCGUGCUGCGAAAGCUCGGGGGUAUUCUGUGGCAUCCUUUGACAAACUCCGUGCCCUUGGUCAGCGGACCAUGGAUUUUUGUACUCCACCUGGACUGCUGCUGACCAUUCACACCAUCCUGUGUCUACAUGUGCAAAGCAUUUGCCUUCUCGGGCCUUGCUGUGCCAGCUGGGGAGUGCCAGCACGGGGCACUUCGAAACGCAGUUACAUUAACCCCUAUGGUGCACAAGAACUGGGUUUUGUCUCUGAUGCCAACCAAACGGUUGCCUUGGCAACGCUAUUGUGUAUGUUGCUUUUGGCGCGGAACUGCUUCUACAUUCUGGAGCAACCAUCAAAUACUUUGCUACACAGACAUCCUAGAUGGGACUAUUUCUGCAAUCAUGUGAGCUUCGUUUUCCGGUGUGCUUUUUGGAUGCUUCUUCACGGAAGUCUGAGUUCCAAGCGUACGGUUUGCUUCUCGAAUGGGGAAUGGAUCCAGCACUUGGACCUGGGAACGCUGUCUGCCGCGCAGAGGAUUUCACAAACAAAGAUUGAACCAACCAGAAAAUACGUUCGUAAAGGUCAACAGAAGUUUCAGGGAACUUCCCAAUUGAAAUCCACUGGGGCCUAUCCUCCUGGCUUUGCACACAAGAUCUUAGACUCUUACGAAAGCCGUGGGACAGUUGGCUGUGCUUUGAGAUUCAAGAGGAAAAUCGAUGUUUCAAAAACCGACCGGCAAAUCUUUGAGGAGUUGGAUUUAGGAGAUCUUUGGCUUGAGUCCAAGCUUCACCUGGCUUGGUUUUACAUCCAUGGCAACAAAUAUUUAGCAAUUCCAGAAUCGUGGAGGGAUACCAUGGAAAGCUUUCACCGAGAGCUUUGUGCAAGGGUAAGGAUCGAUGAAUCUGAUCGCCAAGCCCUUAACCAGCUCAUUGCAGAAUGCAAUGAGCUUUGA